AUGCCUAUGAAUUCGCCUAUGCAACAACGUUCCCUAACAUCACCCGAAACGGAUUUUGACCAAACUAACAACCAAAACACUUCACCUCCUCAAGUAUUCAUUCCUUCACAUCCCAAGGCUCCUCCUCCAUCAUCGCCACCACGGAGCAAUGGACGUGGAGGUGGUGUUGGAGGUGAUAUUGUCCAACCUUCAACAUCACCGACACUGCUGCCUCGCAAUCCGAUAAGUGAUUCCUCCAAGGGUGGUGAUGGUAAAGAUAUCGCUCCCAAUCCCACUACCAUCGUUCCUCCUUCCAAAUCAAAUCUCGGCUUCAACAAUGAGUCUCAACAAGCUGAUGCUGUUGGCUUGGACGAUGACCUCUUUCGACAUUUCCUUGAGCUGGGUGGUCUUGCAGAACAUGUGAGAACGGAAGAUGAUAGGAAGCUCGUGCUGAACUUCAUCAGGGAGAAUGUUGGAAUGCAGAAGCUUGUAGAGGCCAUGAGGAGGGAAAAGCAAGAACGUGCUCCGUCAAAACCAUCAAAAACAAAUCACAUGGAGAAAAUCACUGCACCGGUGAGGGUGGCGCACAAUUCUCCACAAGAACCCGAUGUAGCCCCUGCACCUCUCCACACUUUCAUUCCAGCACAUCACAACUUUCCCCCUCCACCAUUACCACCGCCAGACCCCGUGCCCCAAAGCGUGGUUGGUGGUGGUGGUGGUGGUGGUGGUGGUGGUGGUGGUGGUGGUGGUGGUGGUUUGGCCCUUUCUCCACCUCCACAACCAUCGUCACCUUCAUCAACUGAUCCUCCCUCUUCUAGCCAAAUAAUUGUUUCCGCUCGUGGUGAUGGCAGUGAUGGUGGUGGCUCAAAACCCAUCGCCACCCAUCUCUUCUUGGAUGACAUCAAGGCUUUUGAUCGGAAAACACUCAGAAAAUUGGAUGUCAGCUACAGAGAUUCCUUGAGCUUACCUGACAACUAUUGGCCAGCAACUCAUCCAGCCAUGGAUAAAUCUGUUGGUGGAAGGGAGCACGAUGAUGGAAUUGUAGUCGGAUGUUUGUCCCUAUUGAAAGACCUUAUUUCGUCCAAGAAGGACGAAGGAGCGGAGGUGGUAGGUUUCGGAGCACCGCUGCCACCGCCGCCAGAGGAUACGAUUAUCUGUGUAGGAGGGGGAGGAGGAGGCGGGGGAGGAGGAGGCGGAGGAGGAGGAGGCGGGGGAGCAAUGCCUUUAACUUCGCCUCUACUACUAAGAAUUGAUGAUGGCGGCGGCGGUGGUGGUGGUGGUGGUGGAGGAACGUUGGGAUAUGAGGGAAUCUCAGUGGGAGGAGGCGGAGGAGCGAAUUUCGGUUUCGGCGGUAAAGCACGCGGCUUUGGCACCGGUUGA
This is a messenger RNA of Echinococcus granulosus, 1359 nucleotides long. RefSeq lists its product as hypothetical. The transcript is spliced from 5 exons. Bases 1 to 1359 code for a protein of 452 amino acids. The record is from RefSeq and is a predicted model, not a curated record. Lineage: Eukaryota; Metazoa; Platyhelminthes; Cestoda; Cyclophyllidea; Taeniidae.